Messenger RNA from Linum trigynum, 2499 nucleotides. The record is from the annotation of a GenBank genome assembly. Lineage: Eukaryota; Viridiplantae; Streptophyta; Magnoliopsida; Malpighiales; Linaceae.
CCGAACAAAAUCGUCUCAACAGCCAAAGAGCCAAGCCUCCCCUGUUCCCAUUGAACCAACACCCCACUCGCCGGAGGUAGCUAGCAAGUGAUAGGCAGGAGCCGAGCGAGUCCGUCAGUCAAUGUCCGAUGAAGAUCCUUGGCUUGCCAGGGACAAACUCUACCAUUUCGUCUUCUGUCUAUUCCUCGCCCUCUUCUUCUCCAAACUCGCCUCCGUAACUCCCUACUCGUUUCUCCGCCGCCACUCGAUUUGGGUCGGUUCCAUUCUUUCCCUCCUGGCUGGCGCCGCCAAAGAGGCUGCCGAUCACCUCGGAAUCUUCCCUUCCUCCGGUGCCUCCGCCAAGGACGCUGUUGCCGAUCUAAUUGGUGUGUUAGUCGCCGCCGUCGCUCUCUCGAUCUGUCGAAGCCCAGUAGCAUCCGACCCCCCUUCGGGUCCGACCCGACGAGCUCUCCCUGUUUAGUCCCGACUUCUCCAGCUCAAGAAAAUGUGGGGCUCGCGUCUCCAGAAUCAGAAGCAAUUAGUUGCUGGAGUGUAGUUUACAGUGUGGAGGAGAAAGUUUGUACCUUUUUCGUUUUCAACAGAAAAUGGGAGUUAUGAGUUCUGGAUCUUGAGCAAUGAAAUUGCGGCAGCAAGAGGAUAUGGUAAGGUCAGUUCUCUCUCAGUUCCCACUCUACUAGUGAGUAUUAGGAUCAUGGAGCUGAUAUAGGAUAGGGUUUCUUGUUUGGUCAAACACAAUUUCCAUAUCAAUUGUUUUAGGAGUUCGAAUGAAUCAGGCAAUGAACUGCAUUUGACACUAUCAGUAGCUAAAUCCUUUGAUGUAAUCAAUCUUUCACCUUUUUCGAACAAUCUCCCGUAACAGUGGAGCUGAGUGAGUCUUCAGUGAUUCUGGCCCAACUUUGUAGAGGUGUUUUCCCGGGGUUAGCUCUCUGAUUCUUCUGUUGAAUCUGAUUGUCAAGUUACCUGCUGUCAAAUGUAGUGCUCAUAGCAGGAACUCUGCUUGGUUAUUUUUGCUAAAUGGCUGAUCCCGUUCUGUGAUUCUGAAGCAGUUUGUGAAGUGUCAGAUGAAUUCCUAAGAUACAUAUUGAGGUUUAGUAUAGCUUAGGGCUGGUAAACGGUAUUGCCGUUAACGGUAUAGCCGAUAACCGUACCGAUAACCGCUGUUACCGGCUAAACCGUUAACCGUAUGAAACGGUAUUCGGAUGUGGGAAUGGGGGAAGCGGUAUACCGACAUGGCUUCGGUAAUUUACCAUCAGGACUUCGGUAAUCCGAUACCGAAUAUGAAAGGCUAGCCCAGCAAACGUCGCCCCAAGCCCACAAGGCUCCAAGUCUCCCCAGCUAAGUAAUUAACCUAGGUACUAGUAAUUAGUAAUUAAUUGAUAGUCUAUUAUCUAUUUGCAUAGCUCCCUGCCUGCCGCACGACAAUUCACGCCGCCCGAUUCUUCCCCACUCUUCGAAUCCAAAUGCCGGCCGACCGAAACCUAGAGAAUCUUCGUCCUCUCCAUCGCCGAAGCACGCUCGAGCCACGAGCCACAACCCAGCAGCCCAGUACGGUACCUCGGGCUCUGUUCCCGUCGACCCCGUUGCCGCCGGAGCUUAAUCACUCGACCCAGCAGCCCAGCAGUUCAGUUCGUCCUCUCCAUCAAUUGCAUGUAAUGAAAUUUGAUUUGUAAUUUGUUAAUUGUUUCACUGUAUGUGUUUCGGUGUUAAUUGUUAUCGCCGAGCAUAGGAGAGCAGCCGUGUCUGUGUUGCAGGCUUGCAGCCGAGCAGAGGAGCAAUGGCCAAUGUGUUAUUAUUUAUAACUUGACAAAUCAAAAUUUAUUAAUCUGUUGUGGUUUGCGUUUCGCUUUUGCAGCGUGUUAAUGGAGCCACGAAUGGCCAAAUGGACGCAUUAAUUGAUUAAUGGAGGCAUGGAAGAUGGAACAGCAAGAAAGAAAGCUUGUAGCCUUUCACGGUUUCACCAAUCACCAUUCACCACCAAAGCACCAACCACCAAUUGACUCUCACUCAACACAAAGAUAAUGAUUUAAUGGAGCAGAAAAUCCCCAGUCCCCUCCCCACCCUUCCUGCACACCGUCACAGACUCACAACCUUCUGAUGCAGAAUUUAUUGACGGACAAAUGAAGCAGAGUGGGAUCGCAGACAAAGUUCAUCCUCGCCGUUUGCGGUAAAACGGGUAACCGACACAAUACCGGUACCGUCCCGUUCCGGUAACGGUUUACCGAAACUAUUUUGGUAUCGGCAAACGGUGGCGGGGUGAUGAUGUUCGGUAUACCGGUAACCGGUCAAACGGUAAUCGGUUUAACCGGUUACCGACCGUUUACCAGCCCUAGUAUAGCUGCACCACUUGUGCUUGCUUGUGUUUGUUAAAGAGGUGAUUGAAGACUUGCAAUAGGUCUGAAUUUGCUGUCUGUCUAGGCUAUUGAAUGCAGAAACAUCGAAUUCGCCGGUGGAUCUUCGUCCAACAUAACUAUACACAAUGCAUAAAAGAAUUAUUCAUUG